Molecule: messenger RNA, 5375 nt
Organism: Planococcus citri (citrus mealybug)
Lineage: Eukaryota; Metazoa; Arthropoda; Insecta; Hemiptera; Pseudococcidae
Exons: 4
Coding region: 229-852 (207 amino acids)
Cellular component (GO): secretory granule
Source: RefSeq, a predicted model, not a curated record
UAUCUUUUGCACUGGUGUUUACCAACAAAAACCGAAAUUUACGUGAAUCCGGCACUAUCGAAGAUAUUGUUCUCAAUUAAUUAAUUUUAAAAUAAUUCCUUUAUGAAUAUCGAUGUAAAUAGUUCACCGAACAGAUAGUUUAAAGUUACAUUAUUCGGUUUUACAACGAGUGAUGACCGUAUCUGCGAAAAAUCCUAAAAGGAUCGAGUGAAAUUCCACCUCAUCAUUAUGGCUUGGUGUAGAUCGGUUUUAAAUAAGAUAAAGUUUUUCUUAAUAGCGUUAACGGAUGCUUUCAAAUACCUUUGCUGUACUUUAAAACAGAGAAGAAAACUAUCAACUGAUUUCGUACCUUUAUCAUCGGUAGGAGUGGUUCCUAACGACAGUGUAACGAUAAACCCAGAUAAUGGGCAAUGGAUUCAAGAGUCGUAUCCAGUCAAUAAUAGCAUUUCGAGUCCUAAAAGUGUUCAAGAUUAUAUAGCUCAAUAUCGUCAGCAGAAAUUAUCCCAAAUGCAAAACUCACCUACUGAAGAAUCUCCUGCUGAUUUUUUCCAAGAUAUGGAACCUAAAAUAAUGAAACAAAAGAAACUCAUGAUUGGACGCGAUGACGAACAAGAAAAUCAACAAAUUAAUUCUAGGUUAUCGUUCAACGCUGGACCUUCUGCUUUGCAAAAGGGUAACGAAUUGGCAUCUUGGGAAGAAAUGGAAAACACCGGGGCUUGGGAUAUCGAAAACGAAAACACCGACGAACUGUUGAAAGAAAAAAGGAGAAUUGAGCGAGAGAAAAGAUUAGCCGAGAAUAUGAAAAAAAGAAUGGAAAAAGAUAAGAACAGGAUAGCUUCGAAAAUUAGUUGAUCACUCGAGUUGUACGAGAUCAAUCACUUUAGAUAAAUAUGUUCAGGCACACAGACGUGUGAGAGAUGGAUUUUGUGCUCUGAAAAAAAUAAGUCACUUCGAUAUACGUCAAUGAAUUAACCGACCCCUCAUUCUUACUUGAAACUGGUCAUAAUUCGUGAUACAUUUUUAAUUUCCAUGUUACUAAAAUGUAAAUAAGUGAUUUUUAAGUACGUAAGUAUGUACUUAAUUAUUAUAAGGUACUGUAUUGUUAAGUGAUCGUUGCAAUGUUGAUUCAGGUUUCUUUUUUCUACCAUUUUAUUUCUUCAAUCAUUCUUACCUAUUAUGUUUAAAUUUGCACAUUAAAUUAGGUUCUUUCAAAAAAUUGUACCAUUUUUUUCAAUUAUUUAUAUACGAAACGACUCGACUGUGAUUUUAUAAUGCAUCAUGAGGAUGAAAUUUAUUGGUAGUAAUCGAGUAAUUAUUUUGAGCCUAUAGAGAUGUAUAAUUUACAUACAAGUUGUGAAGGUAAUUUAUUUUGACAUUUUUAUAUCUUUCCAUUUUCGAUCUCUUUUGAUAAGUCAUGACUUGAACUUUGAAAUGGAAAAAUUGAAUUCAGCCUCAUGAAGAGACCUUGCAGAUCGAUAAUCGAUCAAUCGAACGCCAAAAAUAGACUCGUUUGCAAUUUUCGAUCUCAUGUGACUGAAAAUGCUUGGAAUAAGCAAUUGAUAUUUUAGUUCCAGAUGCGAAUUUAAGGAUCGAUAAUCGAACACCUAAAAUUGAUUCCAUACGAUCAAUAAUUUUUUUGUUGAAAAAUAUUGAUUUCAACAUCAAAUGCGCUUUCGGGGCUAGGAAGUGAUCAUGAUUAAUAAUCGAUUAAUCGAAUUGUAAAAAUCGAUUUCAACAUCAAAUGCGGUUUCGGGGUCAGGAAGUGAUUAUGAUUAAUAAUCGAUUGAUCGAAUUGUAAAAAUCGAUUCAUGUGCGAUUUUUGAUACUGAUCACACGAUCAAUCAUGUUCAAAAUGAAAAAUUGAUUUUAGUUUUCAAAAUACAUGUUUCAGAAUUUGAUUGAUCGUGAUCAAUAAUCGAUUGAUCGAAUCGUAUAAAUCGAUUCAAUUGCGAUUUUCGAUCUUAUGAAAUCAAUCGUAGGCGUAAUUAGAAAAUUGAUUUAAUCCCAAAAAUAUGCCUCCGCAUCGAAAAUUGAUCAUUAUCAAUAAUCGAUUAAUCGAAUUGUAUAAAUUGACCCAUUUGCGAUUCUUGAUCUCCUGUGGCAGAAAAUGCUCGAAAUGAGCAAUCAAUAUUUUUGGCUUCAGAAGUGUGAAUUUCGAAUUUCCGGAUCGGAAAUCGAAUAAUCGAAUUCCAAAAAUCAAGUCAUGCGCGAUUAAGUAUCGAUUCCGUACGAUGAUACGAUCAAUAAUUUUUUUAAAUGAAAACAUCUAUUUCAACCUCGGAAAUAAUAUGCUUCCGAAUUGAUCAUUAUCAAUAAUUGAUUUUAAUAAAAUUGUAAAAAUCGAUUCAUGUGUUAUUUUUGAUAUCACAUAAUCAAUCAUGAUCAAAGUGAAAAAAUUGACUUUAGGUUUAGAAAUAUGUUUUCGAAUUGAAAAUUGAUCACGAUCGAUAAUCGAUUAAUCAAAUUGUAAAAAUCGAUUCAUAUGCGAUUAUCGAUCUUACAUGAUCAAUCAUGUUCAAAGUGAGAAAAUUGAUUUUAGUUUGAAUAUUUAUGCUUUCAGAAAAAAAUUGAUCAUGAUUGAUGGUCGACUAAUCGAAUUGUGAAAAUCGAUUCAUAUGCGAUUAUCGAUCUUACAUGACCAAUCGUGUUCAAAGUGAAAAAAAUGAUUUUAGUUUGAGUAUUAUGCUUUCAGAAAAAAAAUUAUCAUGGUCGAUAAUCGAUUAAUCGAAUCGUAAAAAUCGAUUCGUGUGCGAUUAUCGAUUUUACAUGAUCAAUCGUGUUCAAAGUGAAAAAAUUGAUUUUAGUUUUAAAUCUUAUAUGAUUCCGGAUUCAAAAUUAAUCAUGAUCGAUAAUCGAUUAAUCGAAUCGUAAAAAUCGAUUCGUGUGCGAUUAUCGAUAUUUCAUGAUCAAUCGUGUCCAAAGUGAAAAAAUUGAUUCUAGUUUUAAAUGUUAUAUGCUUCCGGAUAAAAAAUUGAUCAUGAUCGAUAAUCGAUUAAUCGAAUUGUUAAAAUCGAUUCAUUGGCGAUAUUCGAUCUCAUGGGAUCAAUCGUAGCAUGAUGAAAAAAUUGAUCUUGAACUUUGAACUAUUGUCAUUAUUGUCGUCUGAUUCUAUUUUACCUAUUCCAGUUAUGCAUGAAAAGUUACAACUUUUCAAAUGAAAAAAUUGAGCUUGAAUUUUGAACUAUUGUUAUUUUCGUCUGAUUCAAUGAAAAGUGCCAACUUUUCAAAUUUUUCAUUUUUCAGCGACGUGAGCAAAAUUUGAAAACAAUUCAGAUUGAAAAUUUUUUGUUUCUCCUUCCCUUCUUCAUAGCAUAAAAAAAAUUCAUACAAAAUAAAAGAAGAAAAAUCAAUGAAUGACCUAUUCCACUUUUACUUUUUUCUACAAGUGGAGCCAGCAUGAAAUUUUUUUUACAAACAUUCAAAAAUAUGGUCAUUAAAUGCAAGAUAGAAUCUCGAAAAUUGUAAUAUCUACUCUCUAAAUUUGAAGCAGUCAAAUUUCACUGCUUAGCAGUUACGACAUUUUGCGUUUUUGAAAGCAGUAGUUUUUCACUGCAAAACAGUGAAAAAUCUACUGAAAUUGGUCAGUAAAAAAUCAUUUGACUGACCAAUUCAGUAGAUUUUCUACUAUUUUGCAAUAAAAAACUACUGCUUUUAAAAAGGCAAAAUGUCGUGACUGCUAAGCAGUAAAAUUUCACUGUUUCCAAUUUAGAGAGUAUCAUAAUUUUUGGGGUCCGGGGGGUGGGGCAAAAAAUGAAUGGGUGGUAUGUUUUUUUUUUUUAGAGAGAUGAUCAAUAGGUAUUCUAUUUACAUGAGUCACGUUCUUGAACUUUAUUUUCUAUAAACGCUUACCUAAUCACAGUUUCGAAGCAUGAAUUAUCGUCAAGGUUUCACAAAAACGUCAAAGCCAAUACGAUAUCUAUCUAUUGGUUUGAUGACGUAAAUAAAAUUCUCGUACUUGAGAAUUUUACUGCUUUCCUUACAUGGUUUUUCGCAGCGCAAUCGAAGAAAAAACCGUGUAAAAAGUAAAACGCUGAUAAGACAUUUUGUUAGUGAAACUUUUAGACGAUUUUGCUGCGUCGCAGCAGUAUUCAAGUUGACCGUGGUUUUAGUUGAAUUCAGUAAGGUGUUGAAGAGUAACGUCGUCAAAAUGAAGUUCCUCUCUUCGGUUAUCGUUGUUUCUUUUUUGUGCGGUGUGCAACAAUUCGCACCGAUUUUAUGCGAUGGUACUUACAACGACUCCAUCAGCAACCCCUCUGCAAACAGUGGCAAGGGCACUGAGACUGAUGACGAUUGUGGUAUAUCUUGCGUUAUAAGCGAACUCUUCGGUUCAUUAUUUGGAGAUUCUGGCCCUUCUGGAUAUGAUUAUUACGGUGAAAACGGAACCGGAAAUGGAUCCGAUUAUUACGAUUACUAUUACACUAACAGCGGCCCUGUUGAAGAAGAAAUUAUUAUUAUACCGUUGACUGGAUCCGGAUCAGGGUUAACGUUCGGCGAUUACAAUUACACUUCUUAUAGCGGAUCCAGCGGUGAAGGAAAUAUAAGCCAGUCUGGAUGGAGUGGAAUAGGUUUACCUGGAUUAUUCCCCCCCAUUGGUGGUCCGUUGAAUGGUUCGGUUAUUCCUUUCCCGCCCUUCUCAGUCCCUGCAACAAACACAUCGUCGACAUCUGGUUCAUCAUCAUCCAGCUCAGGAAGUAAUAGUGGAUCUAGCUCAAGCAGUUAUCCCGGCUCAAGCUGGUCAGGAUCUAGUGGAUCGGGGUCUACUUGGGGAAGUGGAUCCGGCUCAGGCAGUGGUUCCAGCUCAAGUUCUUCAGGAGCUGCAACAUCCUCCACUUCAGCUCCUUCAACCAGCGCACCUGCAUCCAACACCACUGCUACCAAUACUACUUCAUCUGGUCCAGUUCCAUCAGCAACAAUCACCAACAAUGGUAUUUUUGGAACACUACCAUCUGCUUGAAAAUAGCAUUAAAUAAUGUAUCGUAUUUGAAAUCAUUCUGAUUCAAUUCACGAUAAAAAAUUAUCGAAUUUUCAAACAUUCCAAAAAAUUAUAAUAAGUUAGAAAAUCACAAAUCUCAAUAGGCCAAAAUGACUUUUGAUCGACGGUGCUUGAUGGUUUUCAUUCCAUUAUACGAUGCGUUUUUUACACCUCAUCACUGUUUGCUCAAAGGUAUCCGCAUCGUGUUCCUUACACACGAGUAGGUAACUAGAUUUCAAACUUAGCUACACGCAUUUACUAGAUUUAAUUUUAAUCUAAGUUAUUUAAUUCACGUUGAAAUUGUAAUCCAGCAACACAUAGGUUUAAAUAUUUUAUAAGUGCGUAAUAGUUCAGUAAAAUCGAUUUUAUACAUUAAAAAUUAGAAUAAACGUUCGGAUUCUUA